Messenger RNA from Dermatophagoides farinae (American house dust mite), 946 nucleotides. RefSeq lists its product as uncharacterized. The record is from RefSeq and is a predicted model, not a curated record. Lineage: Eukaryota; Metazoa; Arthropoda; Arachnida; Sarcoptiformes; Pyroglyphidae.
AGAAAUCCAAUAUCCAUCGCUGUGUUUUGAUUGAAAGUUUUUUCUUACAAACGAUAAACGAUACAAUUUUUUUUUUGUAACAAUGAAAUUCUUAAUCUAUUCAUUGGCAUUUGCCGCUAUGGCCGGUUUGGUUUUCGGUUCCGAAAACGAAAAAGAUCCAUAUGAUGUUGCCGAAUCAUUGAUUAAACAUGCUGAUGCAUUGAAAGAAUAUGCCGAACAGGAGAUACAAAAAUAUCAGAAUAAUUCACAUUAUCAUUUGGCCAUCAUACGUUUGGAACAUGAAAUUCAUCGUGUUGAAGCCAUUGCCGAUCAACUUCGUAAUAUGACUAAAAUGGAAAAUAUGACCGAACAUUAUAUGCAUCAUUUCCAUCAAAUUGAAAUGGAACUAUUAAUUUUUGAAAAUAUUAUUGAAGAAGAAUUAUAUUAUUUAGAACAUGGUCACCACCAUCAUGAUCAUCAUGAUCAUGAUCAUCAUCAUCAUGAUCAUGAUGAUUCAGACAUUAUCGCCGGUGAUUAUGAUAAAGAUGCUUUGUUGAAAAAAGCUCAACAACUUAUCGAUGAAGCUGAAGAUGCAAUAAAAAAAUAUGGACAAGGUAAAGAUAUCGAUGUUCAGGUGAUAAAAUCCGAAGUUGUUAUAAUAAAAAACUUGGUAAAACAAAUCAAUGAAGCUAAUAAUCCACAAGCAUUGGCCGUAUUGGAAGCAAAUCUAGCUCAACACGAGGAUAUUAUUCGUAAAUGGCUUGAUGAUAUUGAACCACACACUACACAUGCCCCAGUUACUAUUGCUUGAAUUUUUUUUUGUGUGUGAGAAAAUGAUUUAUUCAUUUUUGCGAAAAAUUAUUAAUUCCUUUGAUAAUAAUUUCUGCCCCAACAACAAUAAGUUUGUUUAUCAAUUUUGUUUUUUAUUGAAAAGAAAACGGAGAAAAUAAACUUUGAAACCAAUUCA